AUGUCGCAUCAACAAGUACUACAAUUGGAUACCUUACCAGGUGAAAUCUUGGAUGAGAUAUGCGACUACCUGAACAAAAAGGAGCUAAAAGCUUUCCGACAAUGCACCAAGAGGAUAUCAUCUAUCGCGACCACGCACCUAGCGAAAGACUACAUGUUCAACCUCUGCUCUCUGAUGACGCGCCGCAGUCUGGAAAAGCUGGCCGAGAUCUGCGAGCAUCCUCAAUUUGGACCUCACGUUCGAAAGGUGCAUCUCUCCUCCGGCCGCGUCCAUCCUCGCGAGAUGCGAGCACUUAUCGAGAGAGUUGAAGACAUGCAAAGACGAAUCCCAGCUCCAACAUCAGCUCAAGUCAAACGAGCGAAAGCAAAAAUGCAAGACGCUAUGAAUAGAUCUACGAAAGAGUACGAACUAGAGUCCUCGGGAGAUGCGGUAACACUGCUUUCUCGCGCAUUUGCUUCUCUCCGCUCUUAUCAGACGCCCAUCAUCUUGGACAUCUCAGACUUUGAAGUACCACGAUGGGAUCCAGUGACUUUGUUCCUUGACAGGUAUAAUCACUUCCAUGGAGAACCGGAGCUUUGUUUCAAAUCUACAAUGGAACCUUGCCUGAAGGCAAUCUUCCGCACCAAGAUGCAGUUCACCGAACUCGAAUUGACGGUUGACGCACUCUCAAUUGACCCGGACGAAAGAGGUUACAAUACCAGAGACAUGAGCCCAGAAGAUCUUGCGCUUUUGUCUAGCUUAAAAUCCGUGUCUCUCGAUAUGAACAAUACUUUCGAUGAUGCUGGCACGCUAUCUACCGGGCAAAUACUAUCUUACACUCAUCAACUCGAAGAUCUUACCUACAGACAAGGAUGCGAUGACCUCAAUCGAGACGACUGGUUGACACCUGACCAACAGCCUGAGCUUUUGCGCAGUCGUCAAUUCGAACGUGCCGAUAUUGUACUUGGAUCUGUCAAUUCAAACGGUUUGAGAUCCUUGUGGCUGGAGUAUACUCCGAUGUCUUAUCAUGUCCUUGUUCAACUAUUGGAAAGGCAUGCUGAUACUCUGGCUACUAUACACAUUGCUCACACGUGUCUGCGCGAUGGCACAUGGGCUGAGGUUUUCUCGGUAGUCCAGAAGACUUGCCGCUUCCUGACCAAUCUUGAUGCCAUCAAUUUGAGUCAAGCUAGACCAGAUUUAAGAGAUGGCGAUUAUCGCCCACUUUUGUUGCCUGAGGAGUUGGCUCUGGAGUCAAGCGAUGGUCGAGCAGGAGUCAAUGAAGUUCUGGAGAAACUCAUUCUGGCUCCAUCUCUCGAGGUGUUGAAUAUCAUGGAUAGAAGACUACGAUCGCAAAAUGUGGACACAUUAGAGCUAGCUCCAUGA
Molecule: messenger RNA, 1362 nt
Organism: Aureobasidium melanogenum CBS 110374
Lineage: Eukaryota; Fungi; Ascomycota; Dothideomycetes; Dothideales; Saccotheciaceae
Exons: 1
Coding region: 1-1362 (453 amino acids)
Molecular function (GO): protein binding
Source: RefSeq, a predicted model, not a curated record